This is a messenger RNA of Coccinella septempunctata (seven-spotted ladybird), 1394 nucleotides long. RefSeq names its product WD repeat-containing protein 55 homolog. Bases 74 to 1312 code for a protein of 412 amino acids. The transcript is spliced from 2 exons. NCBI's taxonomy places the organism in Eukaryota, Metazoa, Arthropoda, Insecta, Coleoptera, Coccinellidae. The record is from RefSeq and is a predicted model, not a curated record. Gene Ontology annotation, molecular function: protein binding.
AGUGUCAGUGUAGUAUUCUAACCUAAAAUAAAAACAAAACACGUUACUCUCUUCCGCACGAAGGAAUUUUUAAAUGUGUCCUAGCCAAAAAAUGAACCAAAUAGUUAUGGAAGAAUCACAAGAUUCAGAUAGUAGUGAUAGUAGUAUCAGCAUAAGCGAUUCAGAUGAAGAAGAUAAUGAGGUCAAUAUGGUAAGCGAUAGUGACGACAAUAAAGCAAAUAAAAGUACUGAAGAAAAUCCUGAAAGCGAGGAAGAGGAUGAAGUUAUCAAGGCUAUGAGACUGGCAUCUAAGAAGAAAAGUAAUCAUCCACCACCAAUCAAAAUGGAAGAAGAUAUUUCCACCCUAUCUUUUCACCCUCAUGAAGAAAUAAUAGCUAUAGCAGAUGUAUCUGGAGAUGUUCACCUUUAUAAAUAUUCACUUGAAACAAAUGCUUGCUUAAGUACUCUUGAACUUCACACAACAUCUUGCAGAGACGUUGACUUUAGUCAUGAUGGAAAUGUAAUGUUUUCUGUUGGUUCUGAUAAAUCCAUUAUGAUGAGUGACAUGGAGACACAAAAAUUAAUAAAAUUUUAUGAAGAUGCCCAUGAACAUCCCAUAAACUGCAUUUCUGUAGUAGGCGAGCAUCUUUAUAGUACAGGAGAUGAUGAGGGAAAUGUUAGAUUGUGGGAUCCAAGAGUUGAUACUCAAAUUUAUAAAGCUAGGAAGAAUGAGGACUAUAUAAGUGAGAUGAUAACAAAUGAGGAAGAACAAUAUUUAUUAUGUACUAGUGGAGAUGGGUCAUUGACAACUUUUGAUUUGAGAAAGAGAAAUUUCUUAAUGCAAUCAGAAGAAUACCAAGAAGACUUGACUUGUAUUGGAUUAUUUCGCCAUGAAACUAAAGUAUUAGUUGGAACAAAUAAAGGAAAGCUACUACUUUUCAACUGGAAUCAAUUUGGUCUUCAUAGUGAUAUUUUCCCUGGACCCAAAACUCCUAUAAACUCAUUGGUUCCUAUUACUGAAAAUAUUGUGGUAACAGCUUGUGAUGAUGGUGUUUUAAGAGCAACACAUUUGUUUCCUCACAGACAUCUUGGAAUUGUUGGCCAACAUGAAAAUAGCUCAGUUGAAAAAGUGGAUAUCUGUAAUAACGGAACAUUUGUAGCUUCAUUUAGCCCAGAAAAUGAUGUACGAUUUUGGAACAUAGAGUAUUUUGAAGAUUUUGAUAAAGUUGAUAGAAAACAUAAAAAGCAUAAUUCAAAAAAAGAAAUGAAAAAUAAUUUACCAUCCUCGAAGUAUGGAAAUGCAUCAGAUUUCUUCAGCGGACUAAUAGAAUGAAAAUACAUCAGUUUACAAAUAUUUUUUAUUUGGUUAAAAAAGUUAUGUAAUAUAUGGCAAUAAAAAAACUAUCACAGACAAA